Molecule: messenger RNA, 4206 nt
Organism: Medicago truncatula (barrel medic)
Lineage: Eukaryota; Viridiplantae; Streptophyta; Magnoliopsida; Fabales; Fabaceae
Exons: 1
Coding region: 1-4206 (1401 amino acids)
Source: RefSeq, a predicted model, not a curated record
AUGGGUGUGGAAGAGUGUGUUGUGACAUUGGCCUUCCCUCACCAGGAGAGGCUUCACAAGGAUAAGAGCUUACCAGGGGUUUUCGCAUUUCUUCCUACAGAGAUGGUCACUAAUUUUCCAUUCAUAAUUCAGGCAGAUUUUGUUCUUGCCUCGUCAAGGGAGACAAUUCUCUUGGAUGAUAAGUGGAAUAAAGGGAUACUUGAAUAUGUUCCAUCAGCUUUUAUAGAUGCAUUCAAAACACUUGUCACAGGAUCAGACGAAGCUCCAAUGUGCAGCUUGCCAUAUGUGUUCAAGUUCAUUCCAAUUAAUAGUUCUCCUGUUGAGACCUUCAAUCAUGUGAGGGAGAAAAUCGAAGCAAAUUUGGCUGAUGAAAAAAUUGUUCCUAUUGAGACAUUCUCGAACCAGAAGCACUUCUGUAAGCCACAUGAAGUUAGCAGGCUACUACCUAAAUUUUGGAAUAUUUUGACAAAGGCCCAGCAGGAAGGAGUGUACUUUGUUGACCUAUUUUCUCAUGGUCAGAUUAAAAUCUUGAGCUCUUCAUUUGAUAUAAGUGAGUAUGAUGACGUACUCAAUUUUUUAGGGUUGAAGCCGGUGAUUAUUGAUUGGUAUGCAAAUUGCAUCCAGAGUUCUAAUCUCGUGGAUGAAGUAUCAGAAGAUAUCUAUCUUGAGCUUUUACACUUUAUUGCUAAAAACCCGCCAUUGUUUAAGUCCUCCUACAUCGCUCGCAUUCCUUUGAUUAAAUAUGUGGCUUCUGAUGGGUUUCCGUGUUUGUUCAGUAUUGAUGAAUGCAGACAACAAGGUGCCACCAAGAGAGUAGUAUUAGCAGACUCAGGUCAGACUUAUCUUUGUUCUUGGAUGAUCAAUUGGAACAAUGUAUUUGCUUGCAAAACAAACCAGUGUUUUAUGCCAGAAAGCACGCAACAAGCUAUCCACCAAUUUCUCAAUAAGCAAAGUUUGUUGUUUUGGUUAACAAAAUAUGUUAAUGUUUGUACUCUGAAUGUGGAUAGUUUUGCAAAAGUCCUCUGCAAAUCUAUUAAUAACAGGAGCAAGCUUGCCGUUGCAUAUGCUCAUUUCUUACACCACUCUUUGUUAAAGGGUUAUUUGACUAGUCGGGAGGUUUGUGAUCUAUGUAAAUCGAUGCCACUUGUGGACAAUUAUGGACUUAUAAUUAAGGAAAGAGAUGGAGUUCUUCUGCCUGCAAAUGUGAGCAAAUGGGCACAAUUGACUAAUUCUGAUCCAUGGAUAGAUGAGAAUUAUGUUGAGCUAGGAAAGGUGUACCUAAAGGCAUCUUCUUAUGCAGGCCAAUGUACAGAUUCUGAGAUGUUUAUUGCUUUCCUCAAAAGCCAUGUUAAAGCUUCCGACAUCCCUUUUAUACAUCCUCCAAAUGCUGGGUUGUCAGCUGCAGAUACAACACUUACCAAAGAAAAUGCCUUUUUGCUUUUGGAUUGGAUUCAGAAUAUGGAGUAUGAUCUACCAGAGAGGUUCUCGGAAUCCAUCAAAAAAGGCAGCUGGCUUAAAGUUACACAUAAUAGAUACAUGCCUCCUUCAAAUUCAUUCUUAAUUCAUUCAUCAUUGAGAAUUUUUUUGCAAAGUGGUUCAGAUCUUGUUGACAUCCCCCUGAUUGAUGAGAGCUUCUAUGGGGAAAGAAUAAAUGCGUACAAAGAAGAGUUAAAAAGAGUUGGAGUGAGGUUUGAGUGUGUGGAAGUAUGUUAUUUCAUUGGAAGAGAGCUAAUGUCUCGUGCGGCUUCUUUCUCUUUAACCAGGAACCAUGUUCUUUGGAUGCUUAACUUCAUCCAAUAUCUCCAGAAAAGUCGUCUUUUUCUUUGUUUAGACUUAUUUGUCGACUUCCUCAAACAGGGAAGUUGGCUAAAGACAUCACAUGGUUUUAGGUCUCCUGUGGGAUCUGUAUUGAAUGAUUCCGGAUGGCAAGUUGCAUCACAAAUUAGUGAUAUACCAUUCAUUGGUCGUGUUUAUUGUGGUGAGGAAAUAUAUAACUACAAAGAGGAGCUUAAGUUGCUGGGAGUGAUAGUUGAUUUAAGUGGAAAUUACCAAGUUGUUACACAACAUUUAAAAUCACCCUCAAAUUUAGCCUCUUUGACAGCUGAGGCUGUUCUUUUGAUAAUGGAAUGCAUCAAAUACUCGAAUGUCCCUAUUGAAGUCUUAAAUUCGAUAAAGAGAACAAGGUGCUUUAAGACAAACAUGGGUUUCAAAGCACCAUGUGAAUGUUUCUUGUACAAUCAAGUGUGGGGAUGCAUUUUGGAGGUAUUCAAUGGUAUUCCUAUUAUUGACCAUAAAUUUUAUGGAGAGAAGAUUUUCAGUUACAAAGAUGAAUUAAAGCAAAUAGGGGUGCUGGUUGAUUUCAAGGAUGCCGCAAAUAUUUUUGCUAGUCUAUUCAAACAAAAGGCAUCAGAAACCUCAAUUAACCCAACACAUGUUAUCUCAUUUCUCUCUUGUUACAGGAAGCUGAAGGGAACUCGCUAUUGUUUUCCUUCUGGUUUCCCAACCAUCAUACGUAAUAUGAGUUGGUUGCAUAGUAGUGUUGGUGAUCUUAGGAGACCAAGAGAAUGCAUUUUAUAUGGUCCGGAGUGGGGAUCUAUUUCUUCAAUUACUUGUCUCCCUUUCAUUGACGAUAGUACGAGAAUACACAAGUACAAGCAAGAGCUUAUGCACAUUGGUGUUGUUACUGAAUUGAAAGAUGGAGUGACAUUUGUACCUGAAUCUCUGAAUUUUCCUUCCAAUCCAUCCACUAUUACUCCUGAAAGUGUGUGUUCUUUGAUGGAAUGCAUCCGACUUCUAAUGCAAGAUAAGAAGUUUUUUCUUGAAGAUGAUUUCAAAAAAAGAUUGUCCAAAAAAUGGUUGAAGACACAUGCUGGUUAUAGGCCUCCAGAGAAGUCUCUGUUGUUUAAUUCCAAGUGGAGUUCUUUCUUUAAUCCAACUAAUGGGCCUUUUAUUGAUGAGAGUUUUUAUGGACCUGAAAUUGUCCUUUACCAUAAAGAACUCGCUGCCAUAGGGGUCAUUAGUGAAGUUGAGAAAGGGUGCUCUUUGCUUGCCAAUCACCUUGAGUCCCUAUCUGAUCAUGACAGUAUUGUGAAAAUAUACAAGUACUUAUGUGAACACAACUGGAAACCGGAGGAGACAGCUGCAAAAAAGGUUUGGAUUCUGGAUGCAAUUAAAAGUGGUAAGUGGGUUGAUUCUGAAGAAUGCAUCAUACACGACCCACCUAAACUUUUUGGUUCAAAAUAUUAUGUUCUUGAAGAUCUCUAUGAUAGAGAUAUUCUUGUUUUUUUCAAUGCAUUGGAAGUCAAGAAGAAGCCCUCACUAGAUGAUUAUGUUGACCUUUGGAAUGAUUGGGGAAGUUCAGUGAAGCAAUUGUCAUAUGAUGAGUGUUGCAGGUUCUGGACGUCUAUCUCGAAACAUUUGAGAACAAAUGAAGAGAAAAAACUUGCUGCGAGUUUGAUGAAACUACCUACAACAUCAGGGAAUAAUGAAAUAUUUCUGGUUGAUAAGGAAGAUGUUUUUAUUCCUGAUAGUCUUCAUAUGAAGAAGCUUUUUGAGAAGGAAAAAGUUUUUGUAUGGUAUCCUCAGUAUAACAUGACACCGUUGUCCAAGUCUAAACUAUCCCGCAUUUACAGAAAAAUUGGUGCUAGAAAUAUCUCUGAAUCACUUUGCAAAGAAGAAUCAUCCUCGGUGAAUGAUGGUGGUAAACUGAAGCAUGUUGAUCCAAAUAAUAUUUUCAACUUAAAGGGGUUGGUUAAGCUUAUUCUUGGUUUUCUUGCAUGUCCUAACCUGAAAAUGAAACCAAAAAAGAGACAUGAAGCUGUUCAAAGUCUUGUCAACUCGAGUUUCCAUGAGACAACAGAACCGAUCAAUGUAAGCUAUAGUUUAUCAUUAUCAUCGGGGGAAAUCAUUACAAAGAAAGCAAACAAAAGGGUACGUUGGGAAAGUCAAAGCUGUAAGUUUAUCAUCCAGAAGAUUGAGGAAGUUCCCGGUGAUUCUUUGAAUUAUGCUACAAAUUUCUCUGAAGCAAUAUCCGAGGGUAUUUUGCCUGAGAAUCAUGAUUAUGUUCCUGCACUGGCUGAACUAAUCACAUUGGGUUAUGUGAUGAAAUUCAAGAAUGAAGAAAUUGAUUUUCUCAUGGAAUCGAAGAAUUUGCAGAUUGAACAUGCAGAUGAGGAGUUCCUCAGUUCUGUGUUCCCUUCUGGCUAA